This is a messenger RNA of Nilaparvata lugens (brown planthopper), 1396 nucleotides long. Its product is annotated as odorant receptor 85a-like. The transcript is spliced from 5 exons. Gene Ontology annotation, cellular component: plasma membrane. NCBI's taxonomy places the organism in Eukaryota, Metazoa, Arthropoda, Insecta, Hemiptera, Delphacidae. The record is from RefSeq and is a predicted model, not a curated record. Gene Ontology annotation, molecular function: odorant binding; olfactory receptor activity. Bases 1 to 1152 code for a protein of 383 amino acids. Gene Ontology annotation, biological process: sensory perception of smell; detection of chemical stimulus involved in sensory perception of smell.
AUGGGUCUACUUGGUCUGAGCUUACUAUCCUUUUUCGUUGUGGUGGGAGCAGUGAGUCUGUUCUACGCUCGCCACGAUCCUUUAGCGUUUGUAGAGAUAGCUCACGGCUACAGUAUUGUUGUGGCUCUCUGGUUGCUAAUUACACAGCACUACAUGUGCAAAAUGUCCAUUCUACACGACAUGUUCAAAGUGAUUGACGCUGACGUAUUUCAGUACAGCACUGUUUCCGGAAUAGAUGAAGACGACAAGGCUAGACAAUCUGUGAAAACAUUAUUCGAGGAUGUUUUCCAGCGAGGUUUCCAAUACAUCAUCUCAAUCGGUACCGUCCUACUGUGUGUGGCCCCCGUAAUAAUAAGAAUGUACGCUUCUGAGGAUAGAAAGAAGAUCAAACAACUUAACUACGAUCUUCCUGUGCCGUUUUGGAUCCCUUUCAACACAGACACCAAACAUGGAUUCUUAAUUGCUUAUAUUUUGGUUUGCACCCUCAUCUUACAAGUAGCUGUCUAUCUUCUAGCAGCGAUUCCGUUUCUGGUAUACAAUGUUCUUGCCUUGCGCUUGCAGUACGAUAUUUUGCAAAAUUCAAUUAUAAACGUGGAAUCUAGAGCUUUUGAAAGAUAUGGCUUGGUGAGAGGUUUAAAUGGUAAUCUGAAGCCUGAGAUGAUUCACGGCGAUUUCUUGUAUGAAAGAUGUGUUCGUGAAUGUUUGAAAGAGAACAUCCUUCACCAUAUUACAAUUGUCAGGUAUUUUAAUCUAUAUAAAUCAUUUACUUCAAGUAUUUAUGGUGUUUUGAUUGGAUUGAGCUUAAUAAUUCUUGCAUCUUUGUCCGUUGUGCUAAUCAAGACGAAACUUUUCUCAUUCGAAACGGUGAAAUUUGCAUUUUUCUUUAUUGUGGAGCUCGUCAUAGUGUUUGGCUAUUGCUUUUUGGGAUCGUACAUUACUGAGGCAAGUGAUAAAAUUCCAAACGCUAUCUACAAUACUUCAUGGAUUAACUUGCCAACUAGUCAGAGAAAAACAUUGCUAAUAUUUCAAAAUAGAGUAAAACGUAGCGAAAAGUUGAAAGGAAGUGGACUCUUUGAAAUUAAUUUGAAAUUAUUCGUACAGAUAGUACGUACAACCUAUUCGAUAUUCAAUAUUUUCUCAUCAAUGCAUUAGUGAAGGAGACAGUAUAAAACUACUCAAAAGUAAUUUUUAUGAAGUCGAUACUCGUUCAUGAGGUAAGAUUUAACAUUAGCAAUGAAUUAUUUGGAAAAAAUCAAAUUAGAAGAUUUUGUUCCUUCUUUCUUGUGAUGUGUUCUAAAUAUUCUUAUUGACUACUAUUUUGUUUCAUUUUAGACUAUCUAAAGUCUUCACAUUCUUUGGAGAUUUCAUCAUAGAUAACGAUCAACUGCUCAGGGGG